This is a messenger RNA of Clunio marinus, 608 nucleotides long. Lineage: Eukaryota; Metazoa; Arthropoda; Insecta; Diptera; Chironomidae. The record is from the annotation of a GenBank genome assembly.
AUGAUGCUUUUUCCUUGCUUAAUUUCAAUGAAAUAGCACGAUGUUCGUGUCAACAAUAACUGGAUAUUUAAUAGUAAAGUUUAAUGAAUUUUUUCAUUUUUUAUUUUCAAUUAUGUUUAGAGCUGCAUCGUGAAGAUCGGUUAAAGCUCAAAAUGUAUAAAAGAGAACGAAUUUGAAAGCAAAUUCACAAAAGUUUCUAAUUUGUACAUCAGGAUGAAAAUCAUUUUCGUUUGGGCUGCUUUAAUUUUCGUGAGUUUGGAAGGAGUUCGAGCUGGAGAGCCAGAACCAGCAGGGCCUUGUGUCCAACCAAUUGAUGAAGGAGAUGAACCAUGCGAUAAUACUGCUACCUUUAAAUGGUUCUAUGUCAAAGCAAUAAAUGAUUGCGUACGAUUAGUCUACUCGGGAUGUGGAGGAAACGAAAACAGAUUUCCUUCACAAACUGUAUGUUCGAUGCGUUGUGUACAACGUUAAUUCAUAUCUUAUUGAACUUCUUUCGAUGACAUUUUUCACAAUCCUACCAAAUUUUACUAAAUUUUAAUUGUUGAAUUCCAUUAUGUAAAAAAUGUAAAUCAAUAAAAGUUGAAAAAUAUGAAUACGAAUAAAAAUAA